Messenger RNA from Chinchilla lanigera (long-tailed chinchilla), 4008 nucleotides. RefSeq names its product T cell activation inhibitor, mitochondrial (gene Tcaim). The transcript has 10 exons. NCBI's taxonomy places the organism in Eukaryota, Metazoa, Chordata, Mammalia, Rodentia, Chinchillidae. The record is from RefSeq and is a predicted model, not a curated record. Gene Ontology annotation, cellular component: mitochondrion. The coding region runs from base 1261 to 2769 and encodes 502 amino acids.
UCAGCCUCCCAAGUGCUGGGAUUACAGGCAUGCACCACCACUCAGCUUUAAACAUCUCUUCAUAUGAUCGCUUGCUGUCUGUGUUGUCUUCUUGGCGUCUGUGCAGGCUUUUGUCCAUUUUUAAUUGGGUUGUUUUCUUGUUGAGUGGCAGAGUUUGUAGUCCAUUGUGGAUAGCAGUCCUUUACCAGAUGUGUGUUUUGCUCCAAGUACGUGGCUUUUCUCCUUGUUUUCCUCACGUCUUUCACAAAGCAGAAGUUUUAAAGCUUAAUGUCCGGGUAUUAAUUAUUUCUUUCACAAAUGAUGCCUUUGGAGUCCUAUCUAAAAAGUCAUCUCCAUACCCAACGUCAUCUCGAUUUUUUUCCAGUUAUCUUUUUUUUUCUUUUGGCAGUACCACACUGUCUUGAUUACUAUAGCUUUACAGUAAAUCUUGAAGUCAAAUAGUUUUAGUCUUCCUACUUUCUUCAAUGUUAAAUUGUCUGCUCUGGAUCUCUCGCAUCUAUAAACCUUAGAAUCUGUUUGUCAGUAUCCACAAAAUAACUCUGAGAUAUUGGACCAGAUCCCCAAAAUACAGAACUAAGGAGGAGAGAUUUAUUUGACUAUCAGUUUCAGGGGACUCAGUCCAGGCUUGGCUGGCUCCAAGGUAGAAACAUUAUAGCAAGAGGGCCUGGCAGAGCAAAGCUGCUUAGUCCAUGGUGACUAGAAGGCAGAGCAGGGAAACAGCGCCAGAGAAGCAGCGAGGGCACAGUACAGUGCCCAGGGUCCCGCCUCUGGUGGGUUAUCUACCCACCAGAGAUAGCCAGAAGCACACCUUACUAGUCCUGUAGGCUGCUCGCAGGCCAAUCAAGCUGGCAGUCCAGUUUAACUGGCACAGACACUGGCAAGGAUUGUAUUGACUCUAUAGACCAAGUUGGGGAAAGCUGACAUCUUGACGGUGUUGACUCUUAUCCAGGAGCAUGGGCUAUCUCUCACCACUUAAUUAGUUCUUUGAUUCCUUUUAUCAAAGUUUUGUGGUUUUCCUUAUUUAGAUUUUGUACAUACUUCAUUAAAUGAAUACCUAAGUGUUUCACUUUGGGAGGUAAUGUGUUUUUAAUUUGAAAUUCCACUUACUCAUUUGUGGUAUCUGCUUAACUUUUUAAGCAGUUGAUGAGUGCCUGGAAGUUGACAUACAUACAUAUUCAGCAAUGUUUCGCCACCUGAGACCUUUGAGGAGUGUUUUCCCUGCAGAGUACUUUUAACUUGACUGUUGCUUCAUCACUGAGAAUGUGUGUUUCUGGGACUGAGAAUAACCAGCCACAUCUUUUUACAAGGUUCUGUCUGGCGCAGACCCACCCCCACUGGUUCCACUACUCUCGAGCCUUGUCGGGAGCAGAGGCCGUCCACGCCUUGAGGCCUUUCUACUUUGCAGUCCACCCGGACUUCUUCGGGCAGCACCCCAGAGAAAGGGAAGUCAAUGAAAAUUCUCUUAAGAGACUAAGUGUCUACUUAGAAAACCUCCAGAAACCAGGCUUCAAGUCUUUGAAACCAACUCAGCUUACAUUUUAUGUGCGAGAAACGGACCAGACUUCCUCGGAAGGCCAGGAACCCUUUAGCUCCUCUGGAUUUCGAGCAGUCAGAUUUACUUUGCACACCAGAGACCUGCUAAGCACAGUAUUGUAUAUUCUCAACUCCUGCAGUUUAUCUGUGGAACAUAUCCAAAGCUUGAACACUAAUGUGCAUUCCCAGCCUCUCAGAGAAGCCACGCGGAUACCCAAUAGGCCCAUCAAAUGGGACAAGUCUUACUACUCUUUCACUGGAUUUAAGGACCCUGACCAAGACCUUGAGCAAGUCUCGAGAAAGGAGGUGACCCUAACAUCCUGGUUAGAUAACAAUGGGAAAACUGCUGUUAAAAAGCUGAAGAAUAGUUUGCCUCUUAGAAAAGAACUACAUCGUUUAAAAGACGAGCUGUCUAGCCUGUUGCAGCUUUCAGAUAUCAGGUGGCAGAGGAGCUGGGGCAUCGCCCACCGCUGCAGCCAGCUGCACAGUUUAGGCCGCCUCGCACAGCAGAACCUGGAGACACUCCAGAAAGCCAAAGGAUGCACGCUCAUCUUCACGGACCGCUCCGGCAUGAGCGCAGUGGGCCACGUGAUGCUGGGGACCAUGGACGUCCACCACCACUGGAUAAAACUUUUUGAAAGGUUGCCAAGUUAUUUUGACCUCCGGAGGAAGCUGAUGCUCUUAGAAGACCGAAUAAGCGGGCUUUUAGGUGGCAUCCAAGUUGUGUAUAUGGAGGAGCUGCAGCCAGCGCUGACCCUGGAAGAGUAUUACUCUCUCCUCGACGUGUUCUGUAACAGACUGCUGAAGAGCAGGGCUCCUUUCCACCCUCAGAGUCUCCGCGGCUUGCAGAUGAUCCUUAACAGUGACCAGUACGCGCCAAGUUUGCACGAACUCGGGCACUUUAACAUCCCGACGCUCUGUGACCCAGCAGACUUGCAGUGGUUCCUGCUCAGCAGAGCCCAGCAGGCGAGGGAGAACGUGACGAGGAGGGAGCGGUUAAAGGUCAUCGAAGACAAGCUGAUCCAAGCCUCCACACACAAGUUCUCCCUGGAGAAGCUCUACAAGGAGCCCAGCGUCUCGAGCCGGCAGAUGGCCGCCUGCCUCGAGCGGCUCGUCGCGCGCUCGCUGCCGGCCCUGAGCGGCAUGCGCCUGUGCGUGUCCCACUUCUACUCGGUCCUGCAGGACGGCGACCUGUGCAUCCCCUGGAACUGGAAGGAUGGCGAGGCCGUGAAGUGACACAAGUCAGCCUCACUCUUGAAAGAGCUCCGAAAAAAGCAGUUCGGUGUAUUUAAAUCUCAGUCUGAUAGCACAGUACCAUUUUCCUGUUACAAGAACAGUUUCUGACUGCUGCUUUGAAAGACUUUUUUAAAUUAAUUCCCUAGCAGGAAGACUAGGAUUUCUCCCCUAGUUUUAAGACAUGGGUGGACAACAUUAGGUUAAAGAGAUUAGAGCGGAAGAAUGUAUUUUGGUGUAUCGUGAGGCGGGAUUGUCUCCCAGGCUGCAUUUUGUACGAGGGAGGGUUGGCUGGGGGCUGGCCGGGGGUGUGUGCGGAGACAGGGCUCGCUCUCGGCGUCUGAGUGCUGGACGCUGUCCAUGUGUAACACGGUUCAACACGCAUCUCCAGUCAUGUGUGCACACACGCAUGUUGUGUAGGCAGGAAUGGACAGUUGGUGUCCAAAACACGAUGGAUGGGUAGCAGAAAUUAGGUGACCAAAUUUUGCCUAAGAAAGAGUGGAAGGGGAGAGAGUGUAGCACACUCAGCGAGUACGUGCUGUUACCACGUCCUGAGCCGUCUGCCACCAGCCGAUUAAGCAUCCUCGGUGACGGGGAGUUGAAGUUUGCAGCCCGUCAUACCCCUACCCGUUAUAAGACCGCCGCUGUGGGGGCCGGCAGGGAACCCGGUGGGGAAGGACAUACUUAGCACAUGAACGGCCCGUUCUGUCCCCAGCGUCCAAAAAAUACAAGAAAUGAAGAUCUUCCACCUGGACCGUCUUUGGGCGCUGUAGGGAGAACGCACGCCACCCCUUCCUCAGGAGGGUGAGCAGAUGCGGCUGGGGACCCCACGCUUGUGGCGCUCACUGUGGAAGAAAGCAGAAAGCAUCAAGAUGUAAAGAUGCUGACAGUUCGUAAACACGUUCUGAAUUUACAGAAGACGUGCUGUUUCAGCCGUGGGAUGCAGCUGUGUAUUCCGAAGCGCUGAUUUGUCGUCAUCGUGGUUCGUGCCCAUCCACCUUCUACUGUGCCGAAAGUGGCACUGGAGCUGGUUUCUCAUGUAACAGGCGUUGCUGCCGGUGGAGACUCCAGAGCGAAGUGAAGGCAGUGAGCGGUUUCUCAAGGAUAAAUAAGAAAAUGGUUAGAACAUGAGAUCUGGAUUUACCAUGUCUGCAAUCGGCUACUGUAGAAGCCUCAGUGUUCUGUAGUUGAUUUUUGUCUCGGAACCAUUACGUAAUAAAUACUAGCUACAUCCAGCACGCA